AUGGCCGACCAAGCACCUCCAAUCUACGUACAGGCAACGCGCCUAGUACUAGACAUCGCCAACGGCCGACAUGCGCUCUCCAAGGCCAUUCCCCCUCUCCUCCUCGUGCUGGAUGCCGUCCUUUGCGGGCUCAUCAUCUGGAAGGUCCCUUACACAGAGAUCGACUGGGUCGCAUACAUGGAGCAAGUCUCCCAAUUCGUCUCGGGCGAGCGCGACUACACCAAAAUCAAGGGCGGCACCGGCCCCCUCGUCUACCCGGCCGCCCACGUCUAUACCUAUACCGGCCUAUACUACCUCACCGAUGAGGGCAAGAACAUCUUUCUGGCGCAGCAGCUCUUCGCGGUUCUGUAUCUUGUGACUCUUGCCGUUGUAAUGGCGUGCUACUGGCAAGCAAAGGUCCCUCCCUACAUUUUCCCCCUCCUGAUUCUCUCCAAGCGCCUUCACAGCGUCUUCGUUCUCCGAUGCUUCAACGACUGCUUCGCGACCCUAUUCCUCUGGCUCGCCAUUUUCUUCUUCCAGAAACGACUGUGGACACCAGGCGCCGUCCUGUACAGCUGGGGUCUGGGUGUCAAGAUGUCGCUGCUGCUGGCCCUGCCCGCCGUAGGCGUCGUGCUCUUUCUGGGACGCGGCUUCAGCGGUGCCUUGCGCGCGGCGUGGCUCAUGGUACAGUUACAAAUCGUCAUCGGCGUGCCCUUCUUGUCGAGCAACGCCAAGGGAUACCUCGGUCGCGCGUUCGAGCUGUCGCGGCAGUUCUUCUUCAAGUGGACGGUCAAUUGGCGUUUCGUGGGCGAGGAGACGUUCCUCAGCAAGCCGUUUUCUAUUGCGCUACUGGGACUGCAUCUAUUUACCCUGCUAGUGUUUAUCAUCACCCGGUGGCUCAAUCCCGCCCAGCGGCCCUUGUCGUCGCUGGUCCCAGCGAUGCUGCAGGGCAAGUCCCCGUUCUCGUCGCCGCUCGAGGAAGCCCAGGUGGCCAGCAGAGUGACGCCGCGCUACGUUCUCACAACGGUCCUCUCAGCCAACGUCAUGGGUCUCCUCUUUGCCAGGUCACUGCAUUACCAGUUCUACGCAUACCUAGCCUGGUCGACACCAUACCUCCUCUGGCGCAGCGGCCUCCCCAUCUACGUUGUCUAUAUUCUCUGGGCGGCGCAGGAGUGGGCCUGGAACGUGUACCCCAGUACGGACAUGAGCUCGAAGUUGGUGGUGGGUGUGAUGGCGGUCACGGUAGCGGCGACAUGGUUUGGUACGGCGAACGAGGGGGCGCCAUCCGAGAAGCCCGAUUCGAAGAAGAGGUGA
Molecule: messenger RNA, 1293 nt
Organism: Colletotrichum graminicola M1.001
Lineage: Eukaryota; Fungi; Ascomycota; Sordariomycetes; Glomerellales; Glomerellaceae
Exons: 3
Coding region: 1-1293 (430 amino acids)
Cellular component (GO): endoplasmic reticulum
Molecular function (GO): dol-P-Man:Man(5)GlcNAc(2)-PP-Dol alpha-1,3-mannosyltransferase activity
Source: RefSeq, a predicted model, not a curated record